CCAAGGCCUUGACAGCUGCAGCCCCGCGGGCCCCGCGGGAUCACGAAGCGGAGGCUGAGCGUAGGAGCGGCGUCCCGGCCGGGCCAUGGCGGUGGGGAACAUCAACGAGCUCCCCGAGAACAUCCUGCUGGAGCUCUUCACGCACGUGCCCGCCCGCCAGCUGCUGCUGCGCUGCCGCCCGGUCUGCAGCCUCUGGCGGGACCUCAUCGACCUGGUGACGCUCUGGAAGCGCAAGUGCUUGCGCGACGGCUUCAUCACCCGGGACUGGGACCAGCCUGUGGCCGACUGGAAGAUCUUCUACUUCCUGCGCAGCCUGCAAAGGAAUCUCCUGCACAACCCCUGUGCUGAAGAAGGCUUUGAGUUCUGGAGCCUGGAUGUGAACGGAGGGGACGAGUGGAAGGUGGAAGACCUCUCUAAAGACCAGAGGAAGGAGUUCCCCAAUGACCAGGUCAAGAAAUACUUCGUGACAUCUUAUUACACCUGCCUCAAGUCCCAGGUAGUGGACCUCAAGGCCGAAGGGUACUGGGAGGAGCUGAUGGACAACACCCGGCCGGACAUCGAGGUCAAGGACUGGUUUGCAGCCAGGCCAGACUGCGGGUCCAAGUACCAGCUGUGCGUUCAGCUCCUGUCGUCCGCUCACGCACCACUGGGGACCUUCCAGCCCGACCCUGCGAUGAUCCAGCAGAAGAGCGAUGCCAAGUGGAGGGAGGUCUCCCACACAUUCUCCAACUACCCACCCGGCGUCCGCUACAUCUGGUUUCAGCACGGCGGCGUGGACACUCACUACUGGGCCGGCUGGUAUGGGCCCAGGGUCACCAACAGCAGCAUCACCAUCGGGCCCCCACUUCCCUGACACCCCCUGAAUCCCCAUCCACCGAGCCCUGAAUGGUGAGCAGCUGUCAGAGAAGAGCCUGCCUUAAGAAGGAGGAGGGCUGGAAGCUAGCUAUCCCCAGACCUCCCGUUUGACCUCCUGCCCCCCCCCACCCCAGCUGCCUCUUUGUGGAGCCUGUCAUUCUGGUCAGCCUUCAGAUGCCGGAGGCCCCCACUCUCCACCAAGGUCCUGAUCUGAUGCCGGCCCCCUUAAGAGAUGAAACGGGAGGCAGGUGAACGUGCCCCCCAGGCUGCUGUGAGAGAGCUCUCCAAGCCUGGAGUCAGCCCACAUCCCUGUGUGUGCCUUCUGCCCCCUCCCCUCAGGGAUCUGUCCCCUGUGACCUGUCCCCUGUGCCCUUUGGGGCCCCUGAAGCAGGAGCCAGCAGGACAUGGGGCAAACCUGUGGCGAUGCUGGCUGGUGACGCCAUGCCUCAGGCGGAUCUGGGGGUGGCAGGAGCACAGUUCCGCUGACCCCUCUGUCCUCUGUCCCCCUGAGCUCCCUCCUGGUGCUCAGACCUGCUCCCGAGUUGCACAGGACAGGCCUGGGAUAGCCAGUGGGGUCCUGCUUAGGACUUUCCAGGGGGAGCCAGACUAGUACUUCCAAAACGCAGGGCAGGGCUUCCCUAGGAAUCACGCAUUGGGCCGCAGUAUAGGUGUGGGCGCACAGGAAGUGGCAGCCACAGAAAGGGAAAAGGGGUUCCCUGCAAACGAGGGCCAGGAGUCCCAAGUCCCCCGAGAGGCUGCCAUUUCUCCCUGCCUACCCAGCCAGGCCCGCCAUGCCAGCCCCUCCCUACUGCAUGUGGCCAAAUAAAAGGUGUUCUCAGUG
Messenger RNA from Dipodomys spectabilis (banner-tailed kangaroo rat), 1696 nucleotides. RefSeq names its product F-box protein 44 (gene Fbxo44). NCBI's taxonomy places the organism in Eukaryota, Metazoa, Chordata, Mammalia, Rodentia, Heteromyidae. Gene Ontology annotation, cellular component: cytoplasm; SCF ubiquitin ligase complex. Gene Ontology annotation, molecular function: protein binding; ubiquitin protein ligase activity. The transcript is spliced from 6 exons. Bases 86 to 853 code for a protein of 255 amino acids. The record is from RefSeq and is a predicted model, not a curated record. Gene Ontology annotation, biological process: SCF-dependent proteasomal ubiquitin-dependent protein catabolic process; glycoprotein catabolic process.